Molecule: messenger RNA, 5665 nt
Organism: Bombyx mori (domestic silkworm)
Lineage: Eukaryota; Metazoa; Arthropoda; Insecta; Lepidoptera; Bombycidae
Gene: NGR-B2
Product: neuropeptide receptor B2
Exons: 19
Coding region: 594-2633 (679 amino acids)
Biological process (GO): cell surface receptor signaling pathway; adenylate cyclase-modulating G protein-coupled receptor signaling pathway
Cellular component (GO): plasma membrane
Molecular function (GO): G protein-coupled peptide receptor activity
Source: RefSeq, a predicted model, not a curated record
UGAUUAAAUGUCUUGUAAUUAUUUAUACAUGUAUUUUAUAAAGAUUUUUUUGAUUAUUUUUGGGUGAGGUAUUUUUACACUUUUUUGGUAGUAAUUUACACAUUCAUGUUAUGUAUUCAAUUAUUUUUUCUCAACUGAAAUAAAAACAAAAAAGGAUUUUUUAACGGAGAUACGAAGAGUCGAGUGUCCAUUUUGUGAGUUGUUCUCGGAGUGCAAAGCCGUCUGCAGCUUUUAUUGACAUCGGCUUUCAUUGUACGCUUUCAAAGCUAUUUUCACUCACACAGCUGGGACACUUCUCACCUGCAAUGGCAUUCUCAAAUUUCACAGAAAUUUUGCCAUUGAUCCAAAAAUUUACGAGUCGGAAAUUAGUUUAGGAACAUUUCAAUUGGGUUCGCUCAGGAAUCGACCAGCACAACCAAUAGUACAUCUUAAAAUUAAGCGGUAAGACUUUAUUUCAACAAUGGGUGACGAGGAGCAAGCUACCUUGGACAAUCAGUUCAUUGAGUUCAGCAAGCUAUUUGAGAACAAAAGAGAUGGUACUACAAUAACAUUAUACCAAUCGGAUUUUUGGUUCAGACAGGCGAAAGUUUUGGAUGACCGUAGAAUCACGACGAUUGACACCGGAGUUAUCUUUAAUAAGUACAGGCGUUCGCUACUGUCAACCCAGGUUCGACGGAUACCUCUGUUGGCCUCCUACGGCUGCCGGGGAAACCACAUACUUGCGUUGUCCAGUUGCGCGGCUGAGCGACUCGACGAAAAACGCGUAUCGGAGGUGUGGUAUCGACGGUCUUUGGAACACAAAGAAAUUUAACGAGACUUCAGAGAUAGGGUGGACAAACUACACUCCUUGCUUCCCAAUGGAAAUUAGAAACAUGCUCAACGAACUUUAUGAAGAGGAUGAAACGGGAGCGCAGGAUAAAUUCAACGUAGCUCUGAGGACACGUUAUUUGGAAAUCUUCGGGUUUACGUUAUCGUUCAUCGCACUUUCUAUUUCCCUCUACAUCUUCAUUCAUUUUAGGGCACUCCGGAAUCACCGUACUCGCAUUCAUAAGCAUCUUUUCGGUGCAAUGCUCGUCCAAGUUCUCAUCAGGCUUACUGUCUACAUCGAUCAAGCUGUGGUAAGAUCAUCGAUCAGCUCUACGGAUGAUAAUACUACGAUGACCCGAGGAAUCGACAAUAUGCCGUACAUUUGCGAAGGAUCAUAUGUUCUACUUGAGUACGCUACAUCAGCGAUGUUUUUAUGGAUGUUCAUGGAAGGUCUUUACCUACAUAACGUAGUAGCUGCGAACAAUUUGCGAGAACGUGUCCCCUACCAAUGGUAUUGUGUUUGGGCCUGGGGCGCUCCCGUUGUUAUAACAUCAAUUUGGACUAUAUUAACAGCUCUUAAAUAUCGCGGUGAAAAAGUUCAAACUUGUUGGUACGGAUAUAACUUCACCGGAAUAUAUUGGAUCGUACAAGGUCCACGUUUGAUCGUUAUCUUGAUCAACUUUGUAUUUUUACUGAACAUUCUAAGGGUUCUUAUAAUGAAACUCAGCAAAUCUGCACGUCGCGAAAUCGUUAAAGUCAGGAAAGCGGUGCGGGCGGCUCUGGUACUCUUACCUCUGCUAGGAAUUACAAACAUUAUGAAUAUGUUCGAAGCUCCUCUGAGCUCUGAUCCGAUCCGGUUUGCCGUAUGGAGUUACUUAACACAUUUCUUAAGAUCUUUUCAAGGCUUCUUCAUCGCGCUAAUAUACUGUUUCUUAAACGGCGAGGUGAAGCAGUGCCUGUCGAAGGCAUACACCAACUACAUGGCGGAGAGGGCACUCCUGGUUCGGCAGAAUGCCAUUUGUGUACCAUCUAUGGAUGAAGAGCCAGCUAAAGAAAAAAAGGCAAGCUAUCUGUCUUGCUGCUUCCCAAGCAAGACUGAAAAGCGAACAAGCAAAGACUACCGGGCUUGUGCUUUGGAUUUAAACAAGGAUGAAGAGCCAGCUAAAGAAAAAAAGGCAAGCUGUCUGUCUUUCUGCUUCCCAAGCAAGACUGAAAAGCGAACAAGCAAAGACUAUCGGGCUGGUGCUUUGGAUUUCAACAACACGGCCCGCGCGCGUCGUCUCGAAUUGCACAUGGUGAGCAAUUCCCAAUUGCCUACUCCACUACAAUCGCCAUGUCCUGCUGUGGUUCGUAGACAGAUGGAAUUGCAGGAGCUCAAACAAUCCACUCCGCUAAUUCCCCGUCGGCAUAUCGUGUCGGCCCCGAAGAGGGCCGUAAGGAUUCCGUUUGAUGACGACGAUGAGGCCGUCACUAAGGAGCCCUUCUCGUGCUACGCUGAUACUCUUGAAAUGGCCGAACUGGGUGCGGUAAGCCCCUGGGUUUACAGGCGACGAUGCUCGCCACCAGAGAUGGGGAUAUUCGAUACCUGCAGCUUGACGCGCGGCUCGUGCGAUGAGCAGCCUCCUAUUCAUAUUGAGAGGUGUAUAUACGCAACUAGGGCUAUCGUACCGAGCUCACCCUAUGUGGCUGACACUGAUGCUCGUGAAGUCGGCUCGUGCGAUGAGCAGUCUCCUGUUCAUAUUGGGGGCUAUAUACACGCAACUAGGGUUAUCGUACCGAGCUCACCCUAUGUGGCUGACACUGAUGCUCGUGAAGUGUCCAAAUAAGAUACACGAAGAAGGCAACCGAUAAAACUUAUGACUGUUUCAGGCAUUUCAAAGUCGAACAAGGGCACUAUAGAUCCGAAAAUGUAGUUCAAUUUAGGAAUAGCUUGACUCUAUACAGAUAUUGAACCUUCUCAACAAUUAAUGUAGUAUUAUAACUAGUACAUUAAAUACACCACUAAUCUUUAAUCAUCAAAUAUGAAAUUAACAGGCAAUAUAAAGCUUGUCAUUCAGAUGUAAUCAUGAUAGAUUUUUCGAGUUUGGCUUGGGAUUGAAGACCGUCAUGAUGGCGGCACACGAACCAAAAGGAUUUUUUAUGAGACCCUUUUGUAUGGGUGGACGUGAAUUCAUUGAAAACUUAAUGAAUAUUUUGUCCAAUGGUUGGCUCCUUUCGUGUAUUUUUUGGAGAUUGGAUUUCUUGUUUGUCUUCUGUGUAGGCAUUACACUGUUUUUGAUUAUUAAAAAAUAGUGGUGUAUACUAUACAUGUAGCAUGUAUACAUGUUAGAUUCUCGCUUGACGAAGAUAGCAACCUAGAUUAGAUGUUUAAUCUAGAUCUCUGGAUGUAUUAAUGUUAGCAAUCAUGCAUUUCGAACAUAUGUUAUAAUAUUUCAGAAUACAUUUUUCUCAUCGUAACUUACAGUACAAAGUGUGAUUUCGUAAAAUAAAAAUUGAAAUCACAAUAAAAGUACACAGUAAAUUCAACGUUUAUGAAACAUAUUGAAUGUAUUUUAAUAAAAAUAGUUUACUCGAAAUCAAAAUUUUUUGGAAUAAAUUUAAUUUUACUAUUACUAAAAAAAUAUAUUUAGAAUACUCUAUGUGGAAUCCAUUUCCGUUUUGAUAGAUUUACAAAAUAAACAAAAUGAAACUAAAUAUUUUUAUAAUAAUACCUUUAUGAUUCAAAAUCAAUCAAUGCAAAACCAAAAUACAACUUGUAUUCUUUCUUGAAGCAAUCAUGAAACAUCCAGCUGUAGCUACAAUCACAAAAUUAUAGAUUAGAUUAUUAAUUAUCUUAUUCUGUGCUGGAAUGAUUGUGGUUGAAUGAUAACAACUGUUUUAUUGUUAUGUAUGAAUUUUAAUGAAUCAAAUUUUAUUUACGUAUAAUUUGGCCGGAAUAUUAUUGAUGUUAAACUUUUAAACCCACUUGUGUUCAAUCUUUUUUUCAUUAUUAUGACAAAAUGUUAAUUUUUAUUAAGUGUUUCAUUAAAUUCUAAAUAAUAUAAUAUUUUUAAGAUCAGAAUUUGGGAUUAAUCCGUUUAUAUAUUAUAAUUUUAUUUUUACAUAGGCCAUGUAUGACUUAGAUCUAACCCCUCCUGUAACGUAAUGCACAGUACAAUUAUCAAACAAUGUAACAGUUAAGAACGUGGAACGUUGGGCUUUAAUGGUACUCAAAAGACGGAAAACGAAUGAAGAAAUGAGCGCUGAAAGCGAGCAUUUGUUGAAUUAAUGUUAGGUAAGCGAAGAGCUUUGGUAAACCAAAAGAAAACAAUCUUUACCAUCAACGUUGAAUUUAAGUAUUUUUAUCUAAUAAAGCAUAUUCGUUUCUUCAUUGGACUUUUUGAUGGAGAUCGUUCCGUUGACCGUUUGUUUUCAAUGUAUAAUGUUUUGAAGAAAAAUAUAUUGUUUGUUAUUGGUACUAUUAAUUAAUUAAGGAAUGUAAAAAAACAAAGUAGAACAUCCUGGAAGUCAGGCAUAAAGCAUAAACAUUAUGAAUGUUGUAAAGAUAUGGUAUUGUAGUUUCGUUUUUAUAAUCAAAUUAAUAUUUUAUGGUACACAUUAUGCUUAGUUCGUAAGAUUGUAUAUAAAUGGUUGCACGCCGAAGUACCUAACCAAUGCUCAUAUAUUAGAGCCAAAGGGUCUUCACGAAUGAAGUCAUCAAAUGGCUGUAGGACACUAUCUUCUUCGCUUACGUCGCAUCAGAAGAACAAAGCUUUUAAAUUAAUUUAUGAAGCGAAUAUGUUUAUAUUACAAUUUUUUUAAUCUCCGGUCGAGUGUGAAUGGGAUUUUUCAAAUCAUUAUACAUAAUAUAAUCGUAGAUUAGAUUGUUGCAAAUUAGGUGUUAGAAAAUUUUGAAAUUUUAUAGAUUGUAAGCCUUCCACAUAGAGAUCCGUAUCGCUGUCUAAUCUUGAAUUUAUUUAAUAUGUAUAAUAUUCAAAUGUUUGCCGAACAGUAUUAAGCGUGAAUUUAUAUAAACGCGCAUGAAACGGCGAGUCAGAAACUAGGCAUUGUGAAUACUAAAUAAAACCGUUUAAAAAUACCGAGAAUCAUUUUGCAGAUAUAGCAAAAAAGUAUUUUUCAAAAAUAUGAUACAGUUAAUUUUUUCACCAUCAAGAGCUCCGGAAAAUUGUUUAAUACUCGUCGUCGGUUCUGGUUGGGCUAUGUACAAAAUUUGAACAGAACUAUCUUGAAAUUUUUUAAGGGUUUCAUCACAUCUUUUAAAAGCUUUUUCCUUCUGGUACGUACGAUUGUUUUGCUUAUUUCAUGACUAAUUUUAGAGAUUUAAUAUUUUGAUAGUAGCAAUUUAUGAUCUUUUUAUAUAUAUAAAAUAUUUUACAAACAUGGUGCGAAUGAAACAUACAGUGUGUGCGUGAAAUAUUAAUAUAUGAUAUAAUAUUCUCACUUUUUAAAUGUGUACACAAGCAAAGAUAAAUAAACAUAAUAUGUAUUUUAUUACGGAUCUCGAUGUUUAGUCAAAUAUUGUUAGUUUUAAGAAACUUUUGCUGUUAAAAAGUAAUUUUAGAUAAUAUUUAUUCAAUGCUUGUAAUAUUUAUAUUAUACGAAAUAUAUAGUAUGAUAUAGUAUUAUAUUAUUAUAUAUUAAUAAAUAUUACAAUUAAUAAAUAAUUUCUUCAAUGUAAUUUAGAUUAACGAUAAAUAAAUAAAAUAUGUAUAAUAUAGUAUUUAUAUUAUAGUAUGAAUAAAUAUAUAUUGAGAUUUUAAUCAAAGUUAAGUAGUUAUUAAAAGUUUGUUCUUAUUAAAUAAUUAAUUAUAAUCUCGAUGUUUCUGAAAAUUAAAGAUUAAUAAAUGUUGUGAUGGAA